Molecule: messenger RNA, 1735 nt
Organism: Notothenia coriiceps (black rockcod)
Lineage: Eukaryota; Metazoa; Chordata; Actinopteri; Perciformes; Nototheniidae
Product: embigin
Exons: 9
Coding region: 291-917 (208 amino acids)
Source: RefSeq, a predicted model, not a curated record
CAGAGGAGGCUCUUAAAUAAAAAUCUACAGGUCUCUGAGAGACAGAAAUCUUGUUUGUUUAGACACCUGGCCCUACGCCCCCACCGCUGAUUCCUAUCGAUCAACUGCCGACAGAUGUCAGGAGCGUUGCUCUUAAAGGUGAGAGCCACACAGAGAAGGUGGAGCUGUUGAACCCUGUGAAUCUGGCUCUGGAGUGCACCUGGAUAGGUAACAAGGACAAACUGGCAAACAUAACGGGGCUCUGGAAGAAAGAUGGCGAGGAGGUAAAGAACAGCAAUCAAACAGUGCCGAUGGAGAACGAUCAGUAUAAUCUCAAACGAGUGUUCAGCAUUGUCAAUGAAGAAGACCUUGGAAGUUACACAUGCGAGUUUGGAAGUAAAGCCAAAAUAGACUUUGUUUUGGCAGCUCCACAGAUCGGGGAAGUGCGAGACAAGCCGAUAGUCAGCUAUGUGGGGGACUUUGCGGUGAUCACAUGCAAAAUGGAGGAGACCAAACCAGAGCCCAGAACCUGGUACUGGUACAAAGCGAACGGUACAGACAAGGAGCAGAUUAUUGCAGCUGAAGAGCCUCUUCGAUAUGAAAUCAAAAAUGAAGAAAGGAACACCAAACUAGUGGUGUCCAGCCUGGUGGAGGCCGACGGAGGCUUGUAUUUCUGCGGGGCGGUGUACGCCAUCAGCACCAGCAUGAGCAACGUAGAGCUGAAGGUCAUCAGCAUCCACGAGCCUCUGAAGCCCUUCGUCGCCAUAGUGAUCGAGGUGAUCGUCCUGGUCGCCAUCAUUCUGCUCUACGAGAAAAGCCAGUCUAAGAAAAACAACACAGCAGCGGAGAAUGGGACUACAGAACAAACAAAUACACUGACUCAAGGAGAAAGUAAUGGACCAGGGGAAAGCUCUUCGAUGAGACAAAGAAAAGUGUAAAGACUUGAAAUCCAAAAAGAUCCAAGCUUCUUUAAAUUUGCUUAUAUUCAAAUGUGAAUGAUAUACUUUAAAAAGCAAUAUCUCAGCAACUAUUUUGUGUAUGUUUUUACCAAACAAAGUGCAAUAACAUGUUCACAAGUAGCCUCUUUUAGUUCUAAUGUUCACUCUUAUCUCACUGGAACAUUUUUUUUCUAUUUUAAUCUGUGCUGUCAUGGCAGCUAAAAGAGCAAAGCAUUUACCUUCUGUGUUAUUUUCUCUAUCUUGCCCUGUAUUCACCCACUUCCUGUGGAAAAACUCAAAUGCAUCGCUUCUUUGACACCUCUCUCAAACAUUUUUUUUAUUUCUGGCAAGUUAAACCUCAACUUCCCUUUACUUUUUAUUCAUGAGUAAUGGUUUGUGAGCAGUGCCUUACACUCUUCACAAGCACUUUCAUUCAUAUUGUGCUUCUAACUGUCUUUUUGUUUAUCUUUCCUUUUUUUCAUACCUUUAGGUUUUCCCAAAAUGCUGUUUAUUAGCUUUAAUAACUUGUGUGUUUUUCAUGUUGAUGUAUCAGAAGGUGGUCCGAGUUAUCAGCCUGCAUUUAACCUUAAAGGUGUACCACUAUAUGUAAACACACAAAGGAAAACUACCAAGUCACUGCCUGGAAUAACUAAGAACGCCUUUGUGUAGCUGGUAUGGAGACAGUGUUUCUAAAGAGAAACCUCAAAGUCUGCUUGUACAGAACUACUGCACAUGUGAAAAGAAGUUGUAUAAAUCCUUAUGAGGCUUCAGAUGGAGAAGAAGAAAGGAUAUAUGGAAUAAAAGAGGAUAUAUCUGCA